Messenger RNA from Micropterus salmoides (largemouth bass), 4087 nucleotides. It is a transcript of the gene sack1a, whose product is annotated as protein FAM83G. Lineage: Eukaryota; Metazoa; Chordata; Actinopteri; Centrarchiformes; Centrarchidae. Gene Ontology annotation, biological process: epidermal growth factor receptor signaling pathway. The transcript is spliced from 6 exons. The coding region runs from base 1017 to 3053 and encodes 678 amino acids. The record is from RefSeq and is a predicted model, not a curated record.
GAAAAUUAAUGAAAUGAUCAUUUUAUACGUCGGCAUGCAGGAAAGGAGCUCCAGGUGCUAUUUCCUAUAUUGCGUAGAAGUUUAGUUUUACAAAAUAUGCAACAUGCAAUAUGCAAAUCCAGUUUCAAGGGACUUCCACUGCAAGCUUUAUAAUUUAAAUUGUAUUGAGGUAUCAUGUUUUGAUUGUAUACUUUAGGGAGUGUUCGUGGUCUGUGUUUCUGCUUAACACAAUCUGCAAUUUGGUUUAUAUAAAUAGAGUGAAGAAAAAUACAGGCACAGAUCUGGGUGGACUUUGCUACGGCCAUGAAGCCUAAGUGUAAUUACUGUAAAAACAGAUGAGGGCCUGUGUACCUCUGCCUGGGUGUGCCUGCAACUGUCUUGUCUCUGCUGUUGGUCCUAUAAGCACCCAGGUGUUGCUUGACAUGAGUGGAAAUGACAGCCAUCCCCAUUCCUGUCACUCAUUCUGUUCUUUCCCUCCACCCAUCUUUUAUCUGUGCUCACCUGCUCUGCAUCACUCAGUCUCAGGCCCUGGAAGGAAAACAGCAAGAUCAGUCCAUUUUUUUGUCAUAUCAUUGCUGACCAGCUUGAUCAACACUCUUGGUGCCUCGUAAAUGUAUAGGUAUGUCUUGAAGCCAGAUUUCACUAAAUCACCUGCUGCAUCACACAUGACGACAUGCACGUAAAGAUGCAUGAAUAUUUGCUACACUUCGACAUACGUUCCUGUGUAUUCUCUGUUUUUAGAUCCUGGGAGGUCACAGCAACAUACAACUGCAUUUUGCUCUCAGGUCUCACCUGUCACACCUCAUCACUGCUGAAACCAUCUUGCCCUAAGCAGGGGCAGGUCUACAAUUUUUUCCUUUACUUCUGUGUGUGCUUCAACCAGUACUUCUUUCUUUACUGUCAGAGGAAUGCAGGUCUCAUCUAGGCUCUGAGGAUCAUGCACAGCUUUAACACCGGCCUGCUUGUUGUUCAACUUACUGACAAGUAAACAAGACUUGCAUAUAAGUCUGUCUUCCAUGGAUGAUAGCAGUGUGUCCGUGCUGUGGUACAGGAGGUCGAAACCACUGGGGAAAGUGAGGCGACGGGUUCAAGACCUCCGCAUCCCUUUCUCUUCCUCCUCUUACUAUGACUUUAUAGCCAGCAGACCCACGUUGGACCUGAGCCACAAUGAGAGUGCUCGACUGGCAGUGGACUCCCUGCUCAGCCGGGGCUUAGAGGGGUACCACAAGGUGUUGAAUGCAGAGGGGGAAGUGGACUUUCUGUCAGAGCCGGAGAAGAUUUACAUCGUAGAAAAUGGGAAGGACGUCAGCACAGCUGAUCCUGGUGCAUCUGAUAAUGACAAAGACUUUGAGAGCUUGUCUGCUGGCUCCGAGUCUGCCACACGAUGUCCUGCGAUGUCCACAGACAGAGAUCCUAGUGUGGCAAGUUUGGACCUGAGCAGCCUAAAAGAUGUGAUGUGGUCCCAUCCUGUCCUGAAUAAGCCCAACACUGAGGUUUAUUUCCAGUGUGACAGCAGGGCAGCCGGCAUGAAAGACCUGGUCAGAGAGUUCAUCAGAAAUGCUGGAAUGGACCUGGCCAUAGUGAUGGAUAGCUUCAGUGACGUAGAGCUGCUGUGUGAUCUUCUGGAGGCGAGCAGAAAGAGGAAUGUGUCUGUUCAUCUGCUGUUGGAUCAUCUCAACCUGAACCUGUUUGUCAGCAUGUGGCAGGACCUCAAACUCAACAGCAAAAACUUUCCUAAACUGUCAGUACGCAGUGUGGAUGGACAGACCUACUGUGCCAAGACAGGCAGGAAGCUGACUGGUCAGGUUGCUGAGAAUUUUGUCAUCGCUGACUGGACUGAGGUGUUAACUGGCUCUUACAGUUUCUCCUGGCUCUCCUGGCAGGUCCAUCGUGGUCUUGCUGUUCUUUUAAGGGGCAGCGCGAUCAUACCUUUCCAUCAGGAAUUCCACAGGCUAUACUCCAGCUCCAAACCAGUCCCCGGUUUUGUCACUUAUAUCACUGUGCCUCGCACUCUCCCUGGUGCACAGAUGCAUGGAAAGCCUCCACAACUCUACCCAAAACCUCUGGUCCAACCAGGAGCACUGCAGAAUGAAUCUAUGGGAAAGGCUAAACAUACAGUGGGAGCUGUCUGCACCCAGCAUGAUGGACAAACAAAUGUGGAACCUCUGGAGAAGAAUCAAAACCACAUCCAGAGUCACUCUAAGCCUCUCAGUCAGACCCAAGUCUCACACGUUCAGUCUCAGCUUACCAGCCUUACAGUCAGCACUACAGCUGAAAAGAAUGCAAGGGUUCAAGCGUCUGACCCCCUCAACACUUCUUCCCCCGCACACGGAGAGCACAGGACUCUCCGUUAUCAAACACCCUUCCAGAUAAAUUCAAAUCUUGAGCAUAAUGUGGGUACUGAAGGUUUUUUCUAUCAGCAGAGGAAUGGAGACCGAUUGACAAAGCCUUCAGGGAUUGCUGCGGGUCUUAAUACACAAAGACGACAAUGGAACUGCUCACUAAACUUUAAACCAAAGAUGGUCUUUCUGUCUGAUAAUGCCAAAGUCCCGUCUCCUUCCACAUCACAGCAAACACAAGUAGGGACAGACCUGUGGUUCCCUUUAACUAGUCCAAGAGCACACACAUCAGGGCUACAAAUGUCCUCUCUAGGAACCAGGAGGCAAGAUCAGCACCAGAGGCACCACCCACCCCCCCUCCUGUCACACCCACCCACAGAGACUCCAGGUUCAAAGCCAGCAUCGACAGCCAUGGGAAGUCAUCCAGGACCUCAGAUCCACCCGGACUCCAAGCUGUUUUUACCAGGCACAGGACCCAAACUGCAUCUACAGCUUCACACCUCCCAGCAGGUGAAGCCCCCUCCGAGACUAAACUGGAUGCCCCAGAGUCACGCUGCAAGACCCAGACCUGUGGCUCGCCAGAGCUCCUUCACCGCCACAUACGGGACGGGACAGAAUCCGGGUGGAGAGGCGGGCUGGAGGCCACUUCAAAGCAGCAAGAAUACAUCAUUAGGAAGGAGCAUGAGCAUGACUGAUACACUCAGCAGGCUUUAAUGGAGCAGGUUGUAACCCAAAUAUAACCAGGACCUGACAGAAAUUUCCCUUAUUAUGCGGCCGGAGAUAUAAUCAUACAUGCCAAUGAAAGAGUGUAUUCAUCUGUUAAUGUGAAAUCUACAGUAUAUUCUCCUGUGUAAAGCUUACAAAUUUAUGUUGAACAAGUGUAUUCUUAUUUCUACAAAAUUGAGAUGAGACAGAUGUGUGCACAACUUUUGUGUGUAGCAUUACACACACAUAUAUACAUUGCAUUUAGCAAAACAAUCAAGGCUUUUGACUUAUUAAAUGUUAGACUUUAGCAGGGGAUUCAAGUGACUUUGUAGUGUUCCUUUGUCGUAGGCCCUGCACACCCAAACAGGCAUAUUCAGCUAAUUAGACCUCUGCUCAGGCUGAUGUUGGGUGGGGUGCUGCUGGGAGUUCUGAGGGAGAUGUCAAUUAUAAUGUCUGUACACACGGAUAGUACUGCUGAACAGGUGUAAUCAGUGAAGUGAAAACAGCUGUGUAGGUCUGUGUAAUAAGAGAUAUGUUGCUCCUUACUCACUGCUUUUUCACUGUUCAUUCUUUUAUAGAAAGUCCAUGUUUUAUUAUUCUGCUAUAAAAAACCUUAGACCAGCUGGCUAUAUUACUGCUAAAGUGAAAAGUGUAUAAUAGAGGAAAAUUACUGAGGGGUGAGAAAAAGGGUGCCAGCUAGGUCUGGGACCCGCAAAUGUGAGGAGGCAAACAGCUCCUAAACUGUGGGGAUAAACGUGUAAAUCAUUAGUGUUACAAAAAUAGGCCUUUCCCACAGCAGAUAUUUUGUCAUAGCAGAAGCACAGGUGGAAUUAAUAACAUUAGCAUAUAACAUACCCAUGUUUUUCCUGCUAUGACAUUUCAAAAUGUCAUUACGGUAACUUCUGCACAAAAUGCUCAAAUAUUUCACGAAAAAAUAAGUAAAUAAAAAUGUAAUUUUUUUAUUCGUUUUAAAAUAUGAACACGUUAAGGCAAAACUUACAUUUUAGGCAGAAUAUUAAAAUAAUUAAAAUGUCUCACAUUGU